Messenger RNA from Nematolebias whitei (Rio pearlfish), 1042 nucleotides. RefSeq lists its product as uncharacterized. Lineage: Eukaryota; Metazoa; Chordata; Actinopteri; Cyprinodontiformes; Rivulidae. The transcript is spliced from 9 exons. Gene Ontology annotation, biological process: protein import into mitochondrial matrix. Bases 1 to 996 code for a protein of 331 amino acids. Gene Ontology annotation, molecular function: transmembrane protein transporter activity. Gene Ontology annotation, cellular component: mitochondrial outer membrane; mitochondrial outer membrane translocase complex. The record is from RefSeq and is a predicted model, not a curated record.
AUGGGCAGUGUUCUGGCCUUGUCUUCUCGUCCGGGCCAUCACAAGUGGCCUUUCUCAACAGAACCCCCUUCGACUCGGUGGGACGCUCAUCCUGCUCACUGGGACAGUCCACCUCGCUGGGACAGGAGAGAUGGGCGUCUGCCAAACCCAGGCAGUUUUCACUCCCUCCACAGGAGCUGCAAAGAUGUGUUUCCUCAUCAGAUCGAGGGCGUCAAGUUGAUUGUCAAUAAAACUUUGAGCAGCUUUUUCAAGGUCAGUCACGCGCUUCACCUCAGUGCUGUCAGUCCUUCGUACUACCGGUUCCACGUGGAGCACCUGCAGUCUGACGACUACAGCAAGGACAAGGAUGCCCCGGCGUUGAUCGGUGAAAUGGACUCUUCAGGUAGUCUGAACGCUCACGCUCUGCUGCACCUCUCUGAGCAUGUCCGAGCCAGGACUGUGUUCCAGACCCAGCAGUCUCAGUUUGUAACGUGGCAGUUUGAAACCGAGUACAGAGGCAGCGACUUCACUGCUGCCGUGACGGUGGCCAACCCUGACGUCCUCAGAGAGUCAGUCAUCCUCGUGGCUCACUUCCUGCAGAGUGUGUCUUCAGGACUGGUUCUGGGCGGGGAACUGGUCUAUCAUCGGGGACGAGCAGAGGAAGGGGGGAUUCUGACUUUAGCUGGGCAGUACUCUCGACCGAACUGGGUUGUGACCCUGAACGCCGGCAGAGGAGGCGCCCACGCCAGCUACUACCACAGAGCAAACAAACAGAUCCAGGUGGGAGUGGAGUUUGAAGCCAGUACCAGAACACAGGAGACCACCACCUCCUUUGGGUACCAGAUGGAGCUCCCCGAGGCCAACAUGGUGUUUCGAGGGAUGAUAAACAGCCGGUGCAUCAUAGGAGGCGUGUUGGAGAAGCGUCUAACGCCGCUGCCAGCCACCCUGAUCAUGGGGGCUUUUGUGAAUCACAGAGGGGACAAGCUGCAGGUUGGCCUUGGCGUCAAUGUGGGAUGACCCUCCACCUGCUGGGAUGAACUGUCAGGACGUCCGUACAGAGACC